Messenger RNA from Herpailurus yagouaroundi (jaguarundi), 11270 nucleotides. RefSeq names its product splicing regulatory glutamic acid and lysine rich protein 1 (gene SREK1). Gene Ontology annotation, molecular function: RNA binding. Gene Ontology annotation, cellular component: nucleoplasm. The coding region runs from base 5308 to 6840 and encodes 510 amino acids. Lineage: Eukaryota; Metazoa; Chordata; Mammalia; Carnivora; Felidae. The record is from RefSeq and is a predicted model, not a curated record. The transcript has 11 exons.
AUCUUAUGUGUUUUUUUUCUAUUAUUGUAAUCUCUGUCCUGUGUGUUACUACCUUUGGCUUUCCUAGAAAUUGGUAGGUAGAUAGUACUCUGUUGUGUGUGUGUGUGUGUGUGUGUGUGUGUGUGUAUGAAUGAAAUUUGGAGAAGGAAAUAAUUUUUACCUAAUAAUAAAAUAUAUUAAAGGGUUGACUUAUUACUUCUAUAUGCUUGAGAUUUAAUAGCCAAACAUUUAAAAAUUUCAUGAAUUACUUGGCUUCUCUGGUUUGCAUUUGUUUUUUGUAGUUAAUUUGCAAGUUGUAAACGAAGCUUUCUGAAAUUAAAAUAUUAGGGUGGUAGGGGAAAUUAUUUUUAAUAUGUAAAUAAGUGAGCAUUUGCCCCUAUAUAUACAAUAUUAAUUGUAUUACAUAAAUAAAAGCUAUGCAUUUUGCCAAAUUGGGGAUAAAUGGUAUUUGUAAGAAAAAUAUUCAUAAUUUAAUCUCUGACGUAUCCUCGUAAGGUAAUUCACCUUGUUGCUGGGACCAUUAUUUUAUAUUCAGUGUGACUGCUGUGCAACUGAAAUUUAUGUUUUUAUUUUAAUGGCUAGCUUUUCUUGGAGGGUAGGUUGGGUAAUUGAAGAAAAAUAAUGGAAAGUAAUUUUCCAAGGCCUCCAUCAAGGAAAUAGAUGUUGAAGAUGGGAACAAGGCCAAAGCCUUACAGAGCUAAUUAUUACUAAUACUUAUUUUUUAGUAACUUCUAUUUACAGAGUCAUUCACAUAUAAUAGGCUGUGCUGAAUUUGACAGUUCUAGUGUGUGAUUAACUUUUAUUCAGAGUACAGAUUAUGGCAUGUGUACAUGGAUUUUAGAAUAGGUUAUUAUAAUUUAAAUGUCUUUAAAACUUGUUUUCACUAGCGGAUGGUAAAUGUUUUACAACAUAAAAAAUUUACCUGGAACAAUUUAAUGAAUUUUCAUGUCAUGUUUUAAAAACGUCUUUUAGAAACCAGGUUAAUAUUAAAAUAACCUAGUAUAUGGUGAACAUUGCUGUGCUUCGAAAGUUUUAUACUUAUUUCAGAAUGCCUAUUCUGGGAUGUCAGAAACAUUAUAGUUAGAUACAGUGAGCUCCAUUCUGUUGGUUUUGAAGUCCCAGAAUAGCACAUUCUGUAUUUUUUUUCAGAUAAAUUUGAAAGUCUUUUCCCAUGCCUGGGGGUUAGAAUGGAGUAGGGGGAAUAAAAUGGGUUAAAGGUAAUUAUUUGUUGAAUCCCCAUCCUUACCUGUUGAUCUGUAAGUGGACCGUGAGCCCACAGUUGGAGAGCAAGGUGAGAAAGCUGGUAAUGGUUUAGUUGUGCAUAUCAAGUUCCUAUCAGUUUCAUGCCAGGUAAACUGCACAGGAAAAAAGAAAUUACUAUAUUAAUUGGGAAUAUUAAUCAUAUCUGAAAAUUAUGCCAUCACCAGCACAGGACCUUGUAUUAUGUUAGCUCAUUACUGAAUUGGAAGGAAGAAUACUUACCAGUGUUGCUUCGUUGGAACCUUGCUAUAUUCCAUUGAUUUUUUUCAUCUAUUUGAGAAGCCCAGACCAUUAUUUGUCAUAAGUUUUCAAGGUUAUGGGUGUGUAAGAGGUUCCCUUUUUUGUUUGUUUUGCUUAAUAAAGAUUAAUAAAUGCAAAUUUAUUAUAAUAGCCCUUGGAGUAUUACUAGUGUUGCCAUUUUGAGACCAUUUCACUGGUUUUGAACAUGAAAGUUUAGUUGUAUUUUAGAGCACUGACUGAUAAAAUAAUUGGUAUUAGAGAAGCAUUCAGAUACACAUUUUUCACUAGUUUAACUAAAUACCACAGAAUGACUUUAUAGAAACUGAACUAUGUUACAGUGAGCUGUCAAAGAUCUGAUUAUGUGCUGCAAGCAAAGUUAUGAUGUAUUGUUAUACUAAAAGAGUAGCAAAGUGAGUUUGAAGUAAACCAAAGUGAAGAGUUCCCGUGGAGUAAGUUCUCUUAGAGGAGAUGGGUGCUGUAAACAUUCUUGUGUUCACUUUACUGACUGCAUUCUUUCUUUGAUGUUACAGAAACAGCAUUAUGAAAGAAAUGAGAAAACCAUAGAAACAGUUUUAAGAAAAUUUUUUCAGUUUCUUUCAAUUUGCUGUUUUUGUAAUGCAGACAGUUUUGUAACAAGCUCCUAAAGCUGUAUAAGUAAUGUUUGGUGUGUAAGUUUCAUACAGAGUAAGCAUUAACUAUUGUUAAUGAAACAUGCCAUUUCAAAAUAAAAUAUACUUUCAUUAUACUUGUCCAGAUAUGACCUUUUUGUUGUUGCGUGCAUCUCAGAUUUCUUUUUUAUAAAUGUUAACACUUAGAAAAAGAUAAGGUCAAACAUAACAAGGGUGUCAAGCCUAAUCAUCAGUCGUAACUUUAUGUCCACAUUUUCUGGUAGAUGGAUUUUGACUAUUAAUUUGGUUUUGUAUGUUUUCUCUAUGUGAUAUUUGUGCAUUAUUAGAUGACUAGACUGGCCAAGGCAGACCUGUUACACUUGCCUGAGUUAGGCAUUGUUUGCCAUGCCACUAAACCUGCCGUCAAGUGAAACCUUCAUUGGGGAAAUGAGAUCGGAGUCUGAACCGCAGAAGAUGGACGCCCUGUCUCUGUUUUUUAUUGUUUUACUUUAAUUUCAUUUCUUUUUCUUUAUUUUGUCCCUUUUUUUUGUUUUUGUUUUUGUUUUUGUUUUUGUUUUGUUAAAUCUCUUUCACUUUAACUUGUGAGCUGGUUUUCCAGUUCUUUGUAAAUGGUAUUCCAUUAAGGGUUCAUAACAUUGCUUUGCAGAUUAUAUUGGGAGAUGAUUAGCAGAGCUCAAGCUUACGAUAAAGUAAAUUUUCAUAGUAAACUAGGAUACAGUGUUGUGAAGCUCAGUGAGUCUUAAUUGGUAUUAUAGACUGCACAGGUACAUUUUGUUCUCAAAACACUAAAACACUGGUAGAAUUGUUAGGAACAUUUUGUGAUCUCAUUGCAACAUUUUUGCAGUUUUUCUCCCAAAUCUACAUCUUUCAUAAAAACCAACUGAUAGUUUUUAAUUUUCAUCCUUCCCUGUAGAAUUUUAAGCAUACAAAAUCCUCAAGGAAAAUAAGUAAAUUUCUUAGAAAAUAACUUACUUCCUUGACUUAUGAAGACUUUUACUUGCCUGCAUGGGGAAUGGAUAUUUGAGAAGCUUGAAAACUUACUUUCAUGUAUGUUUCUCUGCUUGAAUUUUUUGAAAAAUUUUCAGAUGUUACCAGCUUCUAAAUGGAAUCUGAGGAUUAGGAUUAGUACUUAAUUUUAAUACCAUGAGAGCUUUUUUUCCUCUCAGUUGUUUUUGAGGAGUAUAGUUUGGGAAAAAUGCUAAAUGCUUGUUUGCUUUAUACUUUGAUAUACUCUGAUAGUAUUUGGAAGGUAAUUUUGAUAGAAUUCUGUCUUGGAAGUUAAGCAAUGGGACUUUUUUCUUAAAGGAUCUUUAAUGGUAAUUAGAAUUAAAACAUGUGCCUACCUAUGGUUAGACUUAAUAUUUAUAAUAGUUUAUUACUACUGUGAUAGGCAGUGAGGGUCAGACAACCUAUUGAUAAGUGAGUCUUUGUAAUAUUAAGUAUUCAACUUUUAGCCUGUGUUGAAUACGUUGUGUAGUUUUACUACACUGUCUUAUAGACACUUAUGCUUAUUUAAUUGACAAGUAAUUCUAAAUUGGGAACAUUAACAGAUUGAAACUGUUUGUUUUUUGGGUGCACACAUUAGGGUAAUGAAGCAUAAGAUUUACACUGUGGAACCUCAAUUGAUUUAUCAAGAUGUGUUCAGGUUUUAUAAGCAUUUGAAAAAUAAUACGUAAAACGGGUCCGGUAGUAAUAUAAAUAGCUUAGUAUAUAUGUGGGUAUACAGAUACGUGUAUUAAUACCAAUAACAUAAAAUAAAUUCUUGUUAUUUCAUGUCUUCAGUAAGGCCUACCUACAUUUUAUUUAUAUUUAUGCAUGUUUAAAAAAUUCUUUGCUUGUGCAGAAUUUACAUGAAAUAAAAAGAUAACUGUUUUUGAAAUUAGUACAUUAAUGGAGACUUAGAUGUUGCAAAAUUUAGGGAAAAGGCGUUUGUUAAAGCUAAUCAAAUGUAAUUUUUCUGUUAUAACAAAGGUGUAACCAUUAUUUAAAGCAAAAUUUAAAAGCUGUCUUGAAUUCCAUCCAUGUUUAGAGGUAUAUGCAGAUAAUAUUGUUUAGAGAUUUAUCCUGCACAUCUGGUUGUUUUAAAUAGAAUUUCUUCCUCUAAAAUCCAGCAUGGUGCUUUUGAAACGUACUCCAUAUGCUAUUUCCAAUUUAGUGUGACUUUGUACGCUGUGUUUUAAAUUAUUUUUGAAGACUCCAUAAUGGAAGUGUAUAGCCAACUACCACAUAAUUAUAAGUAGUUCUUCUAAAAUCGGUAUCUGUAGUCAACUUUUUAAGAACUAUUUUAGUGGGGGCGGUAAGAGAGAGAGGACACAAUGGGAAAACGUGUGAAAGUUGCAGUUCUUAUCAAAAUUAAUUGGUUAGAUUUUAAUAGUUAAAUACAGCAAAUUGAACUUAUUUUUAGAGUAGAUUUUUCGUUAAUUGUAGGGAUUUUUUUUUAGUGUCUAAGAAUAUUUUAGUGUUUUUGUCGUUAUUUUUAUUAGGCAGUUAAGAUACUUACAAGCAAGACAUUUAGGCAUUAACCACCCCUCUUCAGACAAGGAUACAUAAAUUGGUUCUAAAAGUCAGGAGUUUAAGAAGUUUCCUGAGACUAGGGAACUUUUAUUGUUAGGAAUUCUCAAAAAUUUUAAGUUUCCCAAGGCAUAUUCUUUGAAAUUGGAUUCUUUUAGGCGUCUCUGACCUAGUUGGUGAGAUGUCUUCUUAACUGGAUGGGUGUAGGCUUCCUUUUAAAUUGAAGCUGAUUGCUUGCAGUAGGCUUUUGUUUUUUUCUGUCUACUUGAAAGUGAAUGGAAUUUAUUGGGAGGUUAUUAAAAUUGUUUGCAUCACCAGUAGGUAGGUUUAGUAACCAGGAUAGGGGCACCCAUUAAGGAACAAAUUUCAAUUCGCACAUAUUUGUUUUUCCUUUUCUUUUUUUUGACUAAUUUGGUUAUUUGCCAUUUCUGGGGAUUAAACUUUAAAAAAUGUUCUUCUUUUCUGUAUCUGAUGUUCUGUGUGCUAUUAGUGAUGCAGCCAACACGAACGGUUGUCAUGUGUAACACAACUUUCGAUCACCGCGAAAACACCGUCCUGGGAAAGCGUCCAUGCUUGAUAUCGUUUGGUUCAUGAACAUUAAGUUUCCAGUACAGGUAAAAUUCCAGAGGAAUCCAAAGCUCUCUCUUUAUUGGCUCCUGCUCCAACCAUGACAAGUCUCAUGCCUGGUGCAGGCUUGCUUCCCAUUCCGACCCCAAAUCCCUUGACUACAUUGGGUGUUUCCCUUAGCAGUUUGGGAGCUAUACCAGCAGCAGCACUAGACCCCAACAUUGCAACACUUGGAGAGAUACCACAGCCACCGCUUAUGGGAAAUGUGGAUCCUUCCAAAAUUGAUGAAAUUAGGAGAACAGUCUACGUUGGCAAUUUGAAUUCCCAGACAACGACAGCUGAUCAACUUCUUGAAUUUUUUAAACAAGUUGGAGAAGUGAAGUUUGUGCGGAUGGCAGGUGAUGAGACUCAGCCAACUCGGUUUGCUUUUGUGGAAUUUGCAGACCAAAAUUCUGUACCAAGGGCCCUUGCUUUUAAUGGAGUUAUGUUUGGAGACAGGCCACUGAAAAUUAAUCACUCCAACAAUGCAAUAGUAAAACCCCCUGAGAUGACACCUCAGGCUGCAGCUAAGGAGUUAGAAGAAGUAAUGAAGCGAGUGCGAGAGGCUCAGUCAUUUAUCUCAGCAGCCAUUGAACCAGAGUCUGGAAAGAGCAAUGAAAGAAAAGGCGGUCGAUCUCGUUCCCACACUCGCUCAAAAUCCAGGUCUAGUUCAAAAUCCCAUUCUAGACGAAAAAGAUCACAGUCAAAACACAGGAGUAGAUCCCAUAAUAGAUCACGUUCAAGACAAAAAGACAGACGUAGAUCUAAGAGCCCACAUAAAAAGCGCUCUAAAUCAAGGGAGAGACGGAAGUCACGGAGUCGUUCACGUUCACGGGACAAGAGAAAAGACACCCGAGAAAAGAUCAAGGAAAAGGAAAGAGUGAAAGAAAAAGAUAGAGAAAAGGAAAGGGAAAAAGAGAGAGACAGGGAGAAGGAACGUGAAAAAGAAAAGGAACGGGGUAAAAACAAAGAUAAAGACCGGGAAAAGGACCGGGAUAAAGACAAGGAAAAAGACAGAGAGAGAGAGCGGGAAAAAGAGCAUGAAAAGGAGCGAGACAAGGAAAAGGAAAAGGAGCAGGACAAAGAAAAGGAACGGGACAAGGACAGAUCCAAAGAGAUAGAUGAGAAAAGAAAGAAGGAUAAAAAAUCCAGAACACCACCCAGAAGUUACAAUGCAUCAAGAAGAUCUCGUAGUUCCAGCAGGGAAAGGCGUAGGAGGAGAAGCAGGAGUUCUUCCAGAUCACCAAGAACAUCAAAAACUGUAAAAAGGAAAUCUUCUAGGUCUCCAUCCCCUAGGGGCAGAAAUAAGAAGGAUAAAAAGAGAGAAAAAGAAAGGGACCACAUCAGUGAAAGAAGAGAGAGAGAACGUUCAACCUCUACAAGAAAGAGUUCUAAUGACCGAGAUGGAAAGGAAAAGUUGGAGAAGAAUAAUACUUCACUUAAAGAGAAGGAACACAAUAAAGAACCAGAUUCAAGUGUGGGCAAAGAAGUAGAUGACAAGGAUGCACCAAGGACUGAGGAAAACAAAGUCCAGCAAAAUGGGAAUUGUCAGCCAAAUGAAGAAAACCUCUCUACCAAAACAGAAGCAGUGUAGGACUGACAGAUGCACCUCUAAACACACGCUGGAAUAAAAUCCAAAGCUAUUAAUUCUUCCAACAAGAUGUUAUACAGUGAAGAAAUCCAGUUGAGUAUGAAGAUAUGAACUAACAGCUUUUCUAGUUGUUAGGUGACUUUGUGGCCAUCUUGUUACUGAGUAAGAAAAUAAAGCAUGGACAUCGUGAAAAUAACAGGUGUUACCCAAACUCCUCAUCUUCUAGAAUUUGUGCAUUUCCAUGGUGGCUGACACACUUGUCAUGUGGUUUGUUAGUGUUUGCCAAGAACCAUUGCAAAUAAAUGGGACGUCAAAGAUCCAAAUUUGUACUGUCCACAGAGACUGGAGAUAAGCAUUGGAGGCUCUUUUAAAAAAUGGUUGUUACUGAAUUUUGUAUUGUUUUACUUUUUUUUUUUUUUUUAAUUUCAAUAUAUACAGAUUUGAUGAUGUGCUUGAAAUCGGUGCAAAUAUAUACACACCCUUGUAAGUGCAGAGUAUGUAAGAAGUUUUAACAUUUACUUCACAGGAUUUACGGUGGUUGUGUUAAAUUCUCACUAUUGUGUUUUCUUUUGCUCACUGUUUAGGACAACAGUUUUUUGUUAAAAUAGUUUUACAGACUAAAAUUGCUUAAAUAAGUGGAUUAACAAACAACUGACAAUGCAUGCUACUGUUCUCUUUCAAAAGGAAGAGCAACUGUAUUGAAUACUAAUAAUAAUGGAUUAGUAUUCAGCGUUUAGAAUCAUUGGGUCUCCUCACAAAGUAAGCAUUUCCUUUUGAACUUUUUUUGACAUUUCCAAGCUUAUUAUGAAUAAUAUUGCAGUGUGUGUUGUCAGCUGUAGGUGGCAAAGGUGCCAUUAUUAAAAGAAAACUGGGUUUUCAAAACGGGCUAUGGGAGCACAAGCUGAAGCUUUAGUGCCUUCUACAAUGUGGUAUACUGUUUUCUAGAAUUUUAUAUGUGCUAGUCAUUCUCAAUUCAUACGAAACUUAGAUGGAUAUUUCAUUCACUCCCAUAGAGAAAGUGUCCAAAAUAGUGUGUCAGAGAAGAGCUUCUUACAUAGCUCACCUAACAUGAGGGAAGUCCUGCUUUUAAGAAUGACUUCAGAGCUUAAAACAACAAUGCAGUUUUGGGACCAUCAGUUUUAUACUGUGAUAAUUGAAUAUGAAGCAUGUUCUUACUUUACUUAAAUCAGAGCGAACACUUUCGUUGUCUCCAUUGGAUGGCCUUAAUUAUUACCUCUUAAUCAUCUUCUCGUAAGUGAUGUGCAGAAAUUAUAUGUAAAACAGAACACGUGAGAUUAUUUGUUUUAAGGAUAUGUUUACUUGAGUUUAAAAUAUAGGUCAUCCGUUACUCUUAGGCUCACUUUUUGCAGGAAGUAUGCAAGUAGUAAAAUGACAACAUUGCUAAUAUUUUCCCCAAAGCCAUAACUCAUAAUUUCAGAAAUCUUUUCAUUAUUGUUGUAUUCCCCCAAAAGUUAUACCUUUCAAUUAGCAUGUUAUUAAAAAAAAAUCAAGUAUAAUUAUUUUAAUGCAAUCUAAUACAAUCAAAUUACUCCGUUGCCUUACCUCAUGGGAAGAGUUACUUAUAGAUUUAAAAAGCUGAGUAGCACAUCAGUUACUUGGUUUCAACUUGAGUUUUCUUUUAAUGUUCAUACUAUUGAAACUUAAGUAUUUGAUAGAAAAUGGAAAGAAUUGCCCUUAUUGCAAGUAAUGAAGCCUGGUUUGAUUAUGAAGCUGCUUAAUUACUCUUCAUGUGUUCAGAAUUACUGUGUUUUUUUUUCCUUUUUGUCACCGUGUACAUUAAAAUUUUUGAAAAUGCUUUACUAUGUAAAGUAUAGAUGGUCAUUUUAAUCAUUCAACCACAUACGGUUGGCUGGUAAACAGCUUAUUCUGAUACAAGAAUGCUUGGGUGCAUAUGGAAAGAUUGUGAGUGUGUGUCUUGCAUCAACAGCUGUCUUAUUUAUAAUAUGUAGUAGAAUAGAGCAAAUGUUUGAAUCUUUGUUAUUUUUAGUACCAUUUCUCUAAUAAAGCUAAGUAUUUUAGAGGAGAGUAUUUGUUUAUGCAUUUCAAAACAGCAUCUUAGUUUAUCAUGUCUCUCUUGUUUUAGUUGGCAUAGAAAUUGUUUCAACGUGGAGAAAACAUGUUUGUGUGGUGUUUUGAGUUAUUUCUUGUACUCGGACUCAAUGUUUCCUUUGUUGGCAGUUAAUAUAAUUAGGUUCCUGCUACUAAUUAUUUUUCUUGCUGAUGAUAUUCAGUUUUAAAAUACUUCUUUUGAAAGACACUGAUUUGUAAAAGGAGGACAUGAAUAGGAAUAUAGGAGAUCCAGAGAGAGUGAAACAUGUUCUUAAAUGUCUUUAUGGAAGCAAAGUUUUCUAGGGCUUGGAGGUAUUGGAGUGAGUGUGUGCGAGAGAGAGAGAUUGAGAGAGAGAGAGAGAGAGGGAUAGGUUUUCUUUUCUUUGUUCACUUAUAGGAGCCUGGUAGGUUUCCAUUUAUUUGUUACUUUCUUUCAAGGUAUUUUGUUUUUUCUUUAAGACUAUUCUUUUUCAUCCCAGGUAGAUGUCAGGAAAACUUGAGGUAAGGCCAAGAAGACAGUAAUUGUAUACUUGAUCCCUUUUUUAAUUACGUUUUUUUUUUAGCUUGAUUAUACAGAGAGUACAUUCUGUUCCUUAAUUGUGGUUGCUAUUUAUCAUUCUAGACAAAUUCUGUUGAUCCUCAUGUUUCUUUUCACAGUGCAUGAUGAAUUAUUUAUAUUAAGGUGGACCUUCAUAAUAAGGUGACCAGUUUUAUGUGUGAAAACAAGCAUAAAUCCUUAACUUCUGCAUUUGCCUCUGUAUUAUUUCUCCAUCUAGUCUAAUUUAUAAUUGCAAACACUAGUCAACUUGUGAUUUUGUUUAGAAUUCUUACAUUCAGUAGUUUCAAUCUAUACCAUAUUGAUCUUCAGAAGUGUCAGAGGCUUAAAUUUUGACAUGCUUAAAAGAAAAAUUCAAGUUUAGAAUCCUUUCUUGUCAAGAAAGUAACUUCAUUUGUGACAUUAUUUGCAGGACCUCAUUCAUUCCUAUAUAUAUGUUGCUAUCUUUAUCUUAAAACUUUAAAAAGUCUUUAAAUCAGCCCUGAAGAUACUAUUUAAUUUUAAGAAUUACAAUAUGUAGUAAUAGGCCCUUAAUCAUUUAAAAAAAUGUAUUAGAAGUAAUAUGAUUUGAUAAAAUCAUAUUUUUAUGAUUAGUCUUGUUAGUGGUUGACUUAGCUAUUAGUAUGAAUCCUUUUGGAAGGAUGCAUUAAAUAACAUUUCAGUGCAUUAUUUCUUAUAUUUUCACUAAAAGAUAGUAUCUGAUUUUAACGGACUGGGUUAUGAAGUAGAGCCGUGUCCACAAAGUAUGUUCCUUAUAUGUUUAACUAUUUUUUCUUUUCACUACCUACAUACUUAGUGUCCUCACGUUUAUUUAGCUAGUGUAAUAAUUCAUUUAAAAUUGCUUAUUUUCAAAUUUCAAAAGUUAGGGCUCUUAAAAGGGCUAAAUUAGAUUUCUGGAAGCAGUAGUAAGUAUAGUGUAAUAUAAAGUCUUUUAAAAUAAAAUUGACUUCCUUACCUAAUUUUGGGUUUGUGGGUGAAUUUUUCUUAAAUACGCUCUUAUUGGUGAUUUUUGCCUGAAGAUUGAUACCUUACUUUAAAAACAAAAGCUAAAGCUAUUGAUGGUUUUUUGGUCCAUAUUCAGUUAGGUUGGUAGUAAGUAAUAAUUACAUUUCUUUCCAUUCUAUUUUAAGGUAUUUUUGUAUUUCCUAGCAAGUAAUUUAUCAUAAUAAUUAGUUUAUAUCUAAGAGAACAUUUCUUGAUAUAUUGUUUUUAAACACAGGGUUUUAGUUUGUUUCCUGAUUUUUAAAUUAACUUUGUAUGUAGCUAACAUUUUAAUUUUGAAAAUUGCCAACUUGUGGGAAACUUCACAUAUUUUACUGCUAAGAUUUAUUUCCCUGGGAUUGGAAUGGAAUAGUAGUUCUCUCCAUUCUUAACUUUCUUUUGCUAGAUAGAUAAUUUCUUGACUCUAUGUGCAAGUUCAAAUUUAUGAAAAUCAUGCUGAAAGAAUUAGAAUUGAAGAGAUGGAGUUCCAUCAACUUGAGGCAGCGUGGUAGGCAACAAAUGGUUGGGGGGCAAUCUGCAGAACUCCCUGAUUUCCACAGAAGAUUACAUCUGGGUGUAUUGUGUCGUUGUAUAGGUAGUUCAGUUUAAUAGUUAAAUAUUCUUCUUCUUAAUCUUACAAUAGUGUUCUUUACAUGAUGCUAUGGGUUAUCAAGGGAAGAGUUUAACAUGUAAACAUAAGAUGCUGCAUAGGUCGUGUAUAUUUAUGUGAGUAGGGCUACUUCUAAGUGGUACUAGUAAAGAUUUAUCAAAUGAUGCUGCUAUUGUGUUGCUAUAUUUUUAAUAAAAUGAAAACCUUAAAAUCUCA